This is a messenger RNA of Neocloeon triangulifer, 1153 nucleotides long. Its product is annotated as regucalcin-like. Gene Ontology annotation, biological process: L-ascorbic acid biosynthetic process. The transcript is spliced from 4 exons. Bases 66 to 1097 code for a protein of 343 amino acids. NCBI's taxonomy places the organism in Eukaryota, Metazoa, Arthropoda, Insecta, Ephemeroptera, Baetidae. The record is from RefSeq and is a predicted model, not a curated record. Gene Ontology annotation, molecular function: calcium ion binding; enzyme regulator activity; gluconolactonase activity.
GCGAAUGAGCCUUGAGAUUAUAUAAAAGAGCAGGACGCGAGUUUCGCCGUUAGUUGGUCGCAGAGAUGAGAACGGCGAACGUUUUGGUGUUGCUCGCAGUGGUGCUCACCUGCGCCUCCGCCACGGUCAUUAGUCGAGGCGGCCGUAAAAUUUUCGGAGGUCGCGCGGUGACUGUGGAGGCGGUGACCUCGCCGGCGGUGCACGCCGAGGGUCCUCACUGGCAGGCGCCCUUCCUCUUCUACGUCGACAUCAGCAGCAACUCUCUUCAGCGGCUGGACACGACCUCGGGCAACGUCACCAAGUGGACAAUUCCUCCUGGAGACGCGGCGGUCACGCUGGCGGUGCCCUUGGAAGGCGCCCCGGGCAGAAUUUUGGUCACCAGAGGACUCGAGCUGGUCGAGUUUGACACCGAGAGUGGACAGGUGGUGGCCAGCUUUGGAUUCGCUGACCAAGGCAAACCCGGAAAUCGUUUCAACGACGGAAAAGCUGACCCUGCAGGACGACUAUGGGCAGGAACAAUGGGUCCUGAAGACCCUGGCGUAGGAGUCACACCUGGCCAGGGCGCCCUGUACCUUUUGGAACAAGAUGGUCCUUCAGCCAAAGUUUCACCGGUGGACAUCAGCAAUGGAUUGGCUUGGAAUUCCGCAAAAUCCACCAUGUACUACGUGGACACUGGCACCGGACGCGUGGACGCUUUCGACUUCAACGUAACGACCGCUGCUAUUGAAAAUCGGAGGACGGUGAUCGAUUUUGGGGCCCAAAACGUGUCCUGCACUCCGGACGGAAUGGCCAUCGACGCCGAAGACUUGCUCUGGGUCGCCUGUUGGAGUGGGUGGAAGGUGCUCAGGGUGGACCCUUCCCAGGGUCAGGUGGUCAGCGAGGUGUCUCUGCCCGUGCAGUAUACAACCUCUGUUGCGUGGGGCGGGGACAACCUGGACGACCUCUACGUGUCCACUUCAAAAAGAGAUCUGACCCCUGAGCAGCAGCAGCAGCAACCUGACGCAGGAAGCGUUUUCAGGGUUUCGGGGCUCGGAGUGACUGGUUUGCCUGGACAAUCAGUUUCGCGGUCCAAUUUGGUUGCUAAGAGAAAUAUUUAAUAAUCAAAUUGAUCACUCUACACGUUUUAGUAAUGCAGUUUUUUUUUUUUACAAAA